Messenger RNA from Trematosphaeria pertusa, 708 nucleotides. RefSeq lists its product as uncharacterized. NCBI's taxonomy places the organism in Eukaryota, Fungi, Ascomycota, Dothideomycetes, Pleosporales, Trematosphaeriaceae. The transcript is spliced from 3 exons. The record is from RefSeq and is a predicted model, not a curated record. Bases 1 to 708 code for a protein of 235 amino acids.
AUGGCGGACGGCAAGCGCCAGAGCAUCGCGGGCAAGAUCGCGACGCCCAAGGUUGGCCCGAGCAAGGACGUAAUUGACGGGGACUCUAUGCUGUACAAGGCCGUUGGCGCGCGCAUCAAAAUCACUUGUGCCCCCCACAACAAUGUGCUCGAAGGCACCCUCUUUACCACCUGCAACAUCACCAACGCCAUUGCCAUCAACACUGCGCCCGCCCCGCCGAACCCCUCCGCGCCCCUCUCCAGCCAGCCCGGCGACUACCACAUCAUCCCCUUCGCACACAUACUCAGCUUCGAGCUGAUCGGCCCCGGCGAGCGCGUCCCCGAGUCAGGACCCGGCUUCGAUGGCGCGCUGCCGAGCAUCUCCAAGGUAGACUUGGAUGCGAUAAAGGCCAGGGAGGAGCAGACGAUACGGGAGAUGAAGAAGAAGGACGCGCAGAAGGGCAAGGGAGUCACCAAGGAGGCCCAGGAGAUCUUUGAUGCUAUCUCAAGGACUCUUCCAACCCGGUGGGCCGACACCCAGAUCGUCGUUAAUGACGCCGUUCUCAUAUCGCCACCGUACACCCUUGAAAGCGCCAAAGCUAGUGCUGGUAGAGAGCAGAGCUUAGCUCAGGUCCGCAAGAUCAUGGAGAACUACCACCUGCGCAAGAAGGCGGUUGGGACGACGCGUGCGCCCGUCGCUACGCCGAUUGCCCCGCGGAAGGGGGGAUGA